This is a messenger RNA of Aphanomyces invadans, 1466 nucleotides long. RefSeq lists its product as hypothetical. The record is from RefSeq and is a predicted model, not a curated record. Gene Ontology annotation, cellular component: Golgi apparatus. The transcript has 4 exons. Bases 17 to 640 code for a protein of 207 amino acids. Lineage: Eukaryota; Oomycota; Saprolegniomycetes; Saprolegniales; Verrucalvaceae.
UCGAAAACCGUCCUACAUGGGAGAAGCGCAGCAAAGGCCGGAACAGCGCCACAAGGCCUCCGCGGGGAGUGACUACGCGGCCGCAACGUGUGUGCAGCAGGACUCGGACGACAUCAAGAUUCACAGCAUCUUGGGACAGGUUGUGAGUGCUGCUCGCCAGAGGAUUCACGUGAACGCGAUUCGGAAUGUGUUUGUCUGCAUGGGAGUUGGUGAAGCGCAUCCGUUCAACAUCCCGACGCCGCCGCAGAUUGCUCCGCGACUGCAACACAACCUCCAAUAUUUCGUCGUCAACUACAUCAUGCUCUUCACCGUCGUGCUGUUCUGUACGCUCGUGUUUCAUCCUUGGUCAUUGCUGUGUGUCCUUGCCACCGGUGGUGCAUGGGGAGCGUUCAUCGUGCAGCGCAAGCAUCUUCAGCAUUUGAACAAGAAUGGAUUCAAAGAGGAACACUUCGUCUACGCCAUGCUUGCAGCCACACUAGUUGUGUUCUCGUUCUUCCUCCUGCCCUCACUCAUCACUGCCAUCGGCAUCAGUGGAGGCAUCAACAUUGUACAUGCUUUCUUCCGUGAUCCUACCCACGUUAUCUUUCGCAGCGACCCGACUCAAACGGACGUCGUGGCGCCGAUUGACCAACUGGUGUAGCUGAUACACUGGUAUCGUUUGAAGCAUUUACGUUAUUGUGACCCAACCAUGAUACUCUUCGUCGUCAAACUGCGUCGCGAGGACAUACGCGUCGGGGGACGGUAGAACGGGGAGUCGCCGUGAAUAUCGCCGCCCCUCCGGCCACUUCAUGUGAUAAAAAUUCUGCUCGAUGAUGUCCACGUGGGUGUCUGUGGCGUCAACGACAACUGCGACAUGGCCUGUCGGGGUAUGACGACCCACCGAUUUCCACAACAGCAACGAACCUUUCGCCGGCGGGGUCGUGGCGACGCCAUGAGGUACCCUCAGCGUUCGGACCAGCGCGCGCGACGAGGCGUGUCGGAAAACCGCAGAGUCAAAAAUGUCGUGGGCUGUGGGGAUGCAGUCAAAUGUGACGUGGUAAUGCUGCAGAAGGAAUCUUCGUGCCAGUUCGACGCAUUGCCAUUGCACCCCGGUGCAAAAUCCUUGAUACGAUGCUUUGUCCAUGUCUAGCGCUUUCUUGUUGUCGGGAAGUAGACAUGAUCGGACGUCGACGCCUUCGAAGGUUCCCAGGAUUGUUCCGAAAGGUUCGCCAUUGCUUGACGUAGAUGUGAUUGAGGAUGUACACCCGCUUUGAGGAACCUGAUGGACAAUGGAUAACGGAGGUUGCAACGAUGUUGGAACUUGGGGCUCGACUUGGUUGUUCAAGAUAGCCGUGGCGAGGUGCAGAGCCGCUUUUGACGUAUCCACGCCCGCGUGUGCUUGGUUCGCAGGGUGGGGUCGCCUCGCGGUAUGCACAGGACGCAAGACCGACGGCAUUAGAUCGCUGUGGUGUGCUUCGACGUGGCGC